UUAUUCUUCCCCAUCAGUAGGAUAUUUCCGUAUCCAAUAUUGGAUGCAUAAAACCUUGUGCCUCCAACGUAACGCUCUCGUUUUCGAAGUUUUCCAAAUAUUCAUUCAUUCAGAAUGAAUUCAGAUUCAACUUCAUACAAAUGAUCUCUAAAUCAACGAUAGUCCUACGUCACCCUUGCGGUUAUACCAUAGAUAUAACCCACUUCCUGUUUUUAACGUUGAACUCGGACAUUCUUUGCGCUAGUGAGCGGGUUGUGUGUUUCUUCACACUCCGCUAUAAAAUUUGGAGAAUGAGAAAAUCUGGGAAAAUCACAGAUGACAGUAGAAUCCCGAUUAUCCGCGGAAUAGUCGGGCAAACUCACCGCGAUUAAUGAAAAUCGCGGAUGACCCAUUAAAGGACAAAAAAAUGCAAACACGAAAAGAGAUGUUUCAACAUAAAAACUAUGUUCUAUCAAUACAGAAAUCAAUCAACUAUCCAUCUAUAAGGUCGUGUACACCAGUGUAAUGUAAAAGCCAUGGCCACAACAAAAGAGCAUGGUCCUACCACUCACUAACAAAUUCCGGAAAGGCCUAUUGAUUUACUAUGGAACUCGCAGUCACGAAUAAUCCGCAGGGCGGAUCACCCGCUCGCGGAUAAUCGGGCUUCUACUGUCAUAGUCUCAUUUAUGGAAUAAAAAACAUUUGCUUGCAGAUAAAAUAACUUGCAUAUAUUUUCGCAAACUAAAAUAAUCUGGCAUCUCUGAAACUGAAAGGAACAGUCUGUAAUUGUGAAACGAGUAUUAUGAUUUUCAGGGGAAAUAGGUUAAGUUAAGGUUAGGACUACGCGCUUCAACUAAUUAAAUAAUACCAAGUAGAUAUUUUCAUUCAAAUUUUACCAAUUGAAAAUUGCCUUUUAGCCUUCUAAUCUGAUAGAGGAUAGUUUGGAUUCCAAACUCAAAUGUCGCCACUAGCCAUCGCGGAUAUUUUCGUUGUCUCGGGUUGAGGGCGAUAUUGACCGUGUAAGGUGGAAAAAUAUUGAUUGAGGUUAGAUCAGAUGUUGAAAGCCUAGCUGUCACGAUAUUGAAGACACUUAUUGUCAAUCCGGUUGAUCGUGUAAGGUCCGCUUUAGGAUUCAUUUUCUUAGAGCGAAUUUUUCUUCAGUCGAUCAAUUUUAACCUACGCCUUCGUAACCUGCGUUACCGAACUUUUCUCUGCCUCUCACACUCUCGUACAAAUUACUCUUACAUCGAACCCGUAUCGAGUAUGUCUCGUGUUUUUAACCGUUGCUACUUGUCUUAUGACUUUCACUUAUCUCGUGCGUGCUCGAAAAAGGCAUACUUGACCGCUCUCUCCAGUUAGGUAUAAUUUUAGGUAGAUAUUAGCCUUGUAGUAUUAGUAUCAUUAGGGCACUCAUGCUCAGGCCUGUUGAUAGUAAUGAAUAAAUUUAAAUGUAAAAAGAAUAAAUGUAAAUUCGUCCGUCAAAAAUUAACUAAUCACAUUUUUUAUCUAAGAAUGUACCAAUUCAAACACACUUCGCUCACUACUUCACACCUGUAUGAAUAACACUGCUUGUUGAGUCUAGAUAUGUUUUGUAAACAAACCACUCAAGCCAGCGCAUUUGACAUUUGUGAUUCUCGAAGGAUCAGGGAACUGUUCAUAGUGUGUAGUGUUUACUCUAGGAAUAUAAUUUUAACUUUUCUAUUUCGACAGUUUCCGAAUGAAAAGAAAAUCGGAGUGAGAUGGCCACUGUUAGCAACAAUUUAGACCAAUGCAGUUUUUGCUCUGAUGUAUGCAAUAACGAAUUCCGUCACGCACUGGUCCCCACUCACCUUCGAAAGCAGAAGCUAGAAUUUAUUCUGCAAAAGUUUGGUGGUUUCACAUCCCCGUUGAGCAGCUAUCUCACGUGCGCCAAAUGCCGCCAAGAGUUCAUAAGCCUCCAUAACAUUCCCGAGAGCUGCUUCCAAAUUUUGCCCAGCGCCGAACCGACUGACAUCAAGAUGGAACCAGAAUUAAUGAUCGAUGACCACGAGCUGUCCGAUAAUACCAUUUUUGAGACGGAUCCAAUACCGGAUUUUGAGUCAAUUCAACAGGAAGCCGAAAUGCAAAUCAAGGGAGAAAACGAGGAGGUAUUCUUAAUCAACGAAAUUGACGAAGAAGACGACAACACUCCAAUCAUUCGCAACACGGGAGAGAAACCGUUGAAAUGUGAAAAGUGUGACAAAACAUUUCGUUCAAAAAACGGUCUUCAACUGCAUCUUCGAACUCAUACGGGUGAACGUUCUUAUUCUUGCCCACAUUGUCCGAAAGCGUUCAUGUAUUCUUCAAAGCUCCAAAUUCACAUUCGAAUUCACACGGGUGAACGUUCCCAUUCUUGUCCACAUUGCACGGAAGUAUUUAAGAAUCAUUCAACGCUUCAAGACCACAUUCGUACUCAUACGGGUGAAUUUCAAUUUUCUUGUCCACAUUGUCCGGAGUUGUUUGGGCGUCAUAAAACGCUCAAACUGCACAUUUUAACUCACACGGAUGGGCGUGCCUACUCUUGUCCACAAUGUCCGAAAACGUUUAAGACGUCUUCAACGCUUAAUGAACACAUUCGAAUUCAUACGGGUGAACGUCCCUAUCCUUGCCCACAUUGUUCGAAAGCUUAUAAGAGGUCUUCAACACUACAAGAACACAUUCGAACUCAUACGGAUGAACGUCCCUAUUCUUGUCCACAAUGCCCGAAUGCGUUCAAGAGUAGAGCAGGGCUCAAUCAUCACAUUCGAACUCAUACUGGUGAAUGUCCUUAUACUUGUCCGCAUUGCCCGAAAGCGUUUAAGAGAAGUUCAGCGCUAAAAACGCACAUCAUUCAAAUUCACACUGGUGAACGUCCUUAUUUUUGUCCACAUUGCCCGAACACGUUUAAGAGUAAAUCAGCGCUAAGAAAGCACAUUAGUCGAACUCACACGGAUGAACGUCCCUUUAGUUGUCCUGCACCUACUGCACCUUCGUAGAAGCCAUGCGUCUACGAGUAUCACGCACAACCAGUUCGAUAAUGAUACAGGUGACUCGAGACAGAAGUCACUGGCGACCGUCAAGAAAGACAUAGCUAAAUGCUGAAAAGAAACUUGUGAAGAUUGGCACACCCCUGGUUGCCACUCACAGUGACAAAGAGGGAACUGUCUGAGGGGUAAGAACUCAGAAGAGAAAAGUCUCGCGAACGUGUAAUCACGCGUCGAGUUGUUUAUUUAAAUAUAUAAAAUUCGAAAAUUUAAA
Messenger RNA from Toxorhynchites rutilus septentrionalis, 3234 nucleotides. Its product is annotated as zinc finger protein 121-like. The coding region runs from base 1719 to 2972 and encodes 417 amino acids. The record is from RefSeq and is a predicted model, not a curated record. NCBI's taxonomy places the organism in Eukaryota, Metazoa, Arthropoda, Insecta, Diptera, Culicidae. Gene Ontology annotation, molecular function: RNA polymerase II transcription regulatory region sequence-specific DNA binding; DNA-binding transcription factor activity, RNA polymerase II-specific. Gene Ontology annotation, biological process: regulation of transcription by RNA polymerase II. Gene Ontology annotation, cellular component: nucleus. The transcript is spliced from 12 exons.